CGCCGCAUACUUCAUCAACAAAAUAGACGCGGUGAGUGGGAAUACAUAGACAGUGGCAUACAGGGCAUGCGCACAAUAUCAGAUUUAAGGAACUGAACAUAUAAAAUCGAAAGAAUAUAGAGGGUUUAAUCUGUGCAGUUUUGUACUUUGUGCUGCAUUUGACGCGCAAACUGGGACAACGCACGCAUUUCAAUUCCCAUUUCCAACAGAGAAAAAACGAAAUUAUUUCGUUUUUUAUUUUUUGAUGAAAUAAUAAAAAUAGUUUGCACUUAAGAAAGAAGGAUUAACCACUUUGAAUGGUGAAUGGCAUAGAGCCGCCGGAAUAUUAAAGUGAUUUCGUGAGAAGUGAGAAUAAAUUUCAAAUCAAAUUGAAUUUAGUUCAAUUUCAGUGUGAUUCAGUGACUUUGGUAAAGUAUAACAAUAAAUACCAUUGAAUUUGCGUCUUCGGUCGUGGCUUCAUUUUUCUCAUUAAGAACUCAAAGUGUAUCCCACAAACAUAUAACUUGUCUGCAAUUGAAAAACGAAUCGAGAGAAGAGAAAAAAAAAGACAACAGUCACAUUUUGUGUAUGUGUUUAGUCGGUUUGGUAUUAUUGCGUCUUCUUAUGACAUAAAUACAACCUACCGCUCUAUCCGCUAUAGUGUGUGUGUAUCGUUCGUUCUUUCUCUCUGUCAAACUCAGUCGAUACGUGACAGUGUAUGCAGUGCGGAAUAUACUAUAUUUGAAAAAAAAGGGAUACAUUAUGAACCAAAUAGUACCGUUGUUGUGAGGUUAAAUACACGCUAAUAUAUCUAUAUCUAUAGAGAGAAAGAGUGAGAGUACACAUACAGCUCUCCUUCUCAUUUGACUAUACUUCGUGUUAAGCGCGUGUGUAUGUAAGUCACGCGUAUGACAGUUAAUCGUCGUUGAACGUAGAAUAUGAGAAAUAAAGUUGGUCGGCGAAAGUGUGAAAUGUGGAUUUCGAAUAACAAAGUUUUAAUUGGUGGCGGUAUGAAGAAGCCUCAUGCACGUAAUCCAAAUUUUGAAACCGAAGAAACAAAACUACUGAUUUCAUUAUGGGGUGAUCCAAAAGUGCAAAAAACAUUGAUAACUACACACAAAAAGCAUCCGGUGAUUGCGAAAUUAGCAGAAAGUAUGCGUGAACAUGGAUACCAUCGGUCGCCAGAAGAAAUAAAUACGCGCAUUAAAAAUCUCAAGUGUUUUUACAAUCGCAUUAAAAAAGAUAUGGAAAUGGGAGUCUCAUCAGAGCCACCAAGUUGGAGACAUUUUACGGCAAUGGAUGAGAUUUUAACGCGACCGAUUUUCGGGAAUCGUGUACAACAACCGCAUUUACAAAAUUUACAACAGAAAAACGGCGAUGACGCUGAACCAAAAGAUUUAAGACCCGAAGAUUUAUUGGAAGUUGAAGAGGAGGAAAUGGACGACGACGACGACAUGGACGAUAUGGAUGAUUCAAUUGUGCCCAAAGAAGAACCUAUUGAUAUUGAUGAUAUGGAAGAAAUCGGUGGCGAUGGAGAUAAUGACCGCAAUGACCAAGAAAUCGAUGAUGUCAAUGAUAUUUUUCCGAAAUUAUCAGCAUACUUACAAUUAGCCAGCAAUUCAGCGCUCAAAGGAGCCACAAAUUCGAAUGCGACAAGUAAAUCGCCUUUAUUGCUUGAUAUAAAAACAUCUCCGCCUUCAUCACCAAUAUCGGAACCAGCUUCGCCGAAAAGUCCGACCACACCGUCGGCCACCACAAGUGCUUCAACAACUGCAUCGAACUUAACGGCAACUACCACCGUAUCAAGUAGUGCAACAACUCUUGGCGCCAAUAAAAUUUCUUUGGUACCGACCAACAUUCUAAUGAAACCAUCGGUCAGUGUACAAUCGAGUACGGCUCAAUUCAGUUUCAAGCCACAACAAUUUAUCUGUGCAAAACCAUCGGGAAGUACUGGUACCGUAUUGACUACGACCAGUAAUGGUAUGCCGAUGAAAGUGCUACUGGUAAAUACGUUGCAAAAACCAAACGGUGUCACUUCAGCAAAUACAGUAUCGGUUGCGGCAAAACCAAUCAUUUCGACACCAUUAACAACACGAUCUCUAGUCAAUAUUCAACCAAAGCCGGCGGUUGUUCAAAACAGUACAAACAACAUUGCCCAAACAACAUACCAAACCCGUUCAGCAACGGCUGCAAAUGCUCAAGCAACGAAAACGCAAACAUUGCUUUCAUCGAAUAAAUACUUGUGCUCAGGUUCAUCAAAUACAGCCGAAACGGUAACAAAACGUCAAGUAACAUUCAAACAAAAGACAACGCCAGGUUUUCGAACGUAUCUCAGUCAAUUGGUUCAAAUUCAACGAGAACGUCUUGAAAUUGAACGAGAACGUCUUGACUACGAACGUAAAACCGGCGAUAAAAUUCUUAACAUGAUAACAUCACUGCUGGAUAGCAAAACAAAUACCGACACCAAAGAUGAAACGAAGAAGUAAAUUUAAUAUCAGAUUGAGAUAAGAACAACAACCAGAAUAACAAAUCUAUGCAUUCCAAGUAUUUUCUUUUUUUGAUUUGAAUGUAAAACAAAGACACACCUUCAACGUGCUCACGCUUUCUUAGAACUAGAACAGAAACAAACAAACAGAAAAAAACAAAUAAUAAUAUUGAAAAAAGAAAUGUGAAGAAAGCCGAUUUUUCCCCACUAUCAUUUUGCUUGAAUUUUUCGUUAAUUUAAUACACAAGAUCUCUUCUAUCAAUGCGUGUACGAGUUCAAUCCUUUUUCUUUUCUUCAUGUGUGUAAAAUCUUAGUUUAUGGACGAACACAAUAAUGUUCCAAAAAAAAACAGUUUGAUAUUUUACCAAAAACCAAAUGAAAUCACAUUGAUUGAUACAAAAAUUUGAAAUUUCUGAAAAAAAAAGUAUAAUUUUUUUUGACCAAACAUUAGAAGAGUAUUUAUUUACAAAUUUUGAACUCACACUACUUGUGACUACUUACAAUACAUAAGA
This is a messenger RNA of Contarinia nasturtii (swede midge), 2976 nucleotides long. RefSeq lists its product as uncharacterized. Bases 918 to 2465 code for a protein of 515 amino acids. The record is from RefSeq and is a predicted model, not a curated record. NCBI's taxonomy places the organism in Eukaryota, Metazoa, Arthropoda, Insecta, Diptera, Cecidomyiidae. The transcript has 5 exons. Gene Ontology annotation, cellular component: nuclear body. Gene Ontology annotation, biological process: positive regulation of DNA-templated transcription.